This is a messenger RNA of Chelmon rostratus (copperband butterflyfish), 978 nucleotides long. RefSeq names its product ubiquitin-fold modifier conjugating enzyme 1 (gene ufc1). Gene Ontology annotation, molecular function: UFM1 conjugating enzyme activity. The record is from RefSeq and is a predicted model, not a curated record. Gene Ontology annotation, biological process: protein K69-linked ufmylation. Lineage: Eukaryota; Metazoa; Chordata; Actinopteri; Chaetodontiformes; Chaetodontidae. Gene Ontology annotation, cellular component: cytoplasm. The transcript has a single exon. Bases 131 to 646 code for a protein of 171 amino acids.
CGGUGUCAAAGCGGAAGUCCACGUCAGAACUCGGGCACGAACUGAAGAAAAACCGAGAAGCAGGACGGAACCGUUCCACUUUGACCUCGUUCGGGUUUUAAACGGAAACUUUUUCGGUUUUGGCCACAGAAUGGCGGACGAGGCCACGCGCAGGGCCGUGUCGCAGAUCCCGCUGCUGAAGACGCACGCGGGGCCGCGGGACCGCGCGCUGUGGCCGCAGCGGCUGAAGGAGGAGUACCAGGCUCUGAUCCACUUCGUGGAGCAGAACAAAGCCGCCGACAACGACUGGUUCCGCCUCGAGUCCAACGCGGACGGCACGCGCUGGACUGGCACGUGCUGGUUCAUCCACGAACUGCUGCGCUACGAGUUCCGGCUGGAGUUUGACAUCCCGGUGACGUACCCGGACACCGCGCCCGAGGUGGCGGUCCCGGAGCUGGACGGGAAGACCGCAAAGAUGUACCGCGGCGGAAGGAUCUGCCUGACCGAGCACUUCGCCCCGCUGUGGGCCCGGAAUGCGCCGCGCUUCGGCCUGGCGCACCUAAUGGCGCUGGGACUCGGACCGUGGCUCGCCGUAGAGGUCCCGGACCUGAUCAGCAAGGGGCUCGUGGUCCACAAGGAGGGGCAGCGGGAGGCGGCGGCAGAGUGACGUCACCGGACGGAACGCUGAACGCUGAAAACCUGAACCUGACUGAAAACCGUUUGUGUGCGUUUAGACCGGGAGUGGAAAUGGUGACAGAGCGAACAGAGUCUGGCGGAGAGUUCCCCAACACCGAGACCAGACCGGAACCGAACCGGUCAGGGAUGAAGAUGAUGAAGACGAUCAGAGCAGAAAGUGAUGAAAGUCUUCCAUCAUUCAGGACGUUACAUCAAAGCUGAAAUGAACAGAUGAUAUUUUACUGGUUUGUAAAAACAAAACGUUCUGCGCUUUGAUUUCACGACAAAAUAAAGUGAAGAGAAACUGAAGUUUAACUGGCGAGA